AUUAUAUUAAAAAAUUGAAAAUGAGAGACAAGGAAGUGAAUAAGCCAUAUCUCGUAACCCUAGCUAUGACUGCAGCCAUCGGUUUCCUCCUACUUGGGUACUGAUUUGCUUAUUUCAAUGCAUUCACCGACAUCUUGCAUAAGCAAUAUGUGCAGAAUGGGAAAGAAGUUAUUAAAAAUAAGAAUUUAUUCAACUCUAUUGUAUCUGGCCUCGUACCCUUUGGAGCAAUUAUAGGCAGUGUGCUAGUAGGGCUGAUAGUGGGAAAAGGAAGAAGGCUCUCUCUUUUAGUAGUUUCUAGCAUCUUUGUAAUGGCUACUGCUUCCACAAUGAUUUUCAAUAUCUACGCACUGAUAGGAGGGAGAUUGAUAAUGGGAGUAUGCAUUGGAUCUUAUGCUUCUUUAUGACCAUUAUUUAUCUCAGAGAUUUCUCCACCACAUUUAUCAGGACUCUUGGGAGUAUUCAAUCAAAUGGGAGCAUGCUCCGGAAUUUUACUUGCAUUCAGCGUGCCGUUUGCCAUGCCUUUACCAGAUGAUGUAAACUCAAACGAGUGGAGAUACAUAUUUGGGCUUCCUGCAAUUUUUGCAUUAGUCCAGAUAUUUCUCUUCCUCUUCGUGUUCAAGUAUGACACACCCUUGUUUUACAAGAAGAAUCAAGAUCAAGUUAAUUUUGAUAAAAUUACAAGCAGGAUUUACCUUUUCGAAGAUAGCACAUCUCUUGAGUUCGAUUACCCUGAGGUCGAGCUAGAAAUUCCCGAAGAAGAAGCCUGAUUGAUUCCCAAAAGACAGCCUUUAGAACAAAGAUUCAGGAGUCAGAAUGAGGACAGAAUUGUUCCAAGAUGGACCUCGGGUUAUAAAAGAGCUCUCGUAAUAGGCUCUCUAUUAAGCCUGAUGCAGCAACUGACUGGAAUAAACUCUGUAACUUUCUUCUCAAGUGAAAUAUUCAGUGAUGGUAAAACAGGAAAUGAUGCUGCUUUUCACGCAAGGAUAGGAACACUUUUUGUUGGAUUUUGUGCAUUCUGUGGUACAGGUCUUUCAAUUCCUCUACAAAAAUACUUUGGCAGAGUCUCGUUUAUCCAGAUAAGUGAGAUAGCCAUGUGAAUUUCCCUUGCUCUUUGUGGAGUUUGAGCUGGAUUAGGAAUUCAUAUUGGAAUAAUAGCCUUCACUUUGGUCUUUACAUUCAUGUUCAACUUUGGGUUUGGCCAAGCUCUAUGGAUUUACUCUUCGGAAAUAUUAGAUAGCUACGGCUGAUCGAUUGUGGCGUUGAUCAAUAUGACUGCAACUUGGAUUUUCGGAACAUUCUCAAAUUUAGCCUUCAAAUAUUUCACAUCUCAAGGAGUUUACUUUGGACUAGCAACAAUUCAGAUUUUUACAAUUACUUUUGUGUUCAUGUGUGUGAAAGAAACCAAAGGAAAAUCAAAGCAGGAAUGAGAACAACUUUAUUGUGAUCAAAAGUUUGGUUAAAUUAUCUAAAGCCAAAAUAUAUAUAUUUCAAUUA
Messenger RNA from Moneuplotes crassus, 1494 nucleotides. NCBI's taxonomy places the organism in Eukaryota, Ciliophora, Spirotrichea, Euplotida, Euplotidae. The record is from the annotation of a GenBank genome assembly.